UGCGAAAGUUCAAAAAAUACAAAUACAACUUCCGGUAAUUUAAAAACUUCAUUAUAUGAUCACAUAUACAAUAAUCACAUCCUUCUCAAAUUAGAAAAACAAGGAUUCAUAACACCAGAUGAACAGGCGCAUAAACUAAUAAAGAAUUUAAGUAAACCAAAACACCUUUAUGCUCUCAAGUUGCUUUUUGAAAAUCCGUUAAAUGAAUUUUCAUCUCAAGUUUUACGGGAUUCGUUGGUUCGAUUGGCAGAUCCCACUCCAUUUGACCAUUAUUCAAGGGAGAGUAUGGCUAUAUUAGAGUUACAUUUACGGACGUGGUCGAUUGUUUUAGAACGCAUAUGCUUUUUACCUAUGCGUCUUAGUAGGGAACUUCGUGAAAAUGUUUAUGAUUCUUUGGCAGAAUUUGUUGAAAUUCACAGAAAGACAACCAGAGUAGUACAAGAUGGAAUCGAUAAUAACUAUAGAUAUGAAUUUAAUCAAUUUAAUCCACAACGAGAAAAUGAUGAAAAUAUGAUAAAAAAACGAAACUAUAAUAUUGAUUUUUUAUUAAUACACUUGAGGGAUACAUUACACAGUCUUCGUGAUGAUGAAACUUGGUUUCAGGAAAUCAUACGAAGAACAAAGGAUUUACUCAAUGCCGUUCUUAAUAUUGCACCUGGAAUUUUUUCAGUAUUGGUUCCUGCAGCCGCAGUUCCAAAAAACAACUGUUCAAUCAUAUCAAUGUUUAUGCAAUUGCAUCAAGGACUAUCUUUCAAAUACCCUGUAUCAUCUUAUUACGUGGAUUGGAGAAUCAUGCUGAUAAUUAAACAUAACAUUGUAAGAUGGUCUGAAGGUCCGGAAAAGAUAAUUAGUAAAAAAUUUGGGGAAAUGAUCUUAAUGGAAUAUCUUUGGGGAUUAUUAGAAAGAGAAUGGAAUAAAGUUGCUGAUAAAACUAUUUUAGAUUCCCAAAUGAAAUUUGAUGAUUUAUCAAAUAAAGUUUUUAAAGCAUUGAAAAAUGUUGGAAGUAUCUUACAUGAUAUUACUGGAAGUGAACCUAUUGCAUUACCGCAUACCUUAUGGUUUGGAAUAUUAGAUCUUGCACAUGACAUUGUUAAAAAUUCCACCCGAACGGCUACACAUGGCCUUUGCUAUUAUUUGGCGAUUGAAUCGCUUAACAAAGCACCAAGUAGUUUUAUUCAAUUUAAAUCCAUUGAAAUAUUAUUACAAUUGCGUUAUAAUGAAUUAUUUUCAAUUAUCGAACUCGAUUUCGAUCAAUAUGCUCGAAAACUCAACGAAACUACUUUAACAGAUCCUUCAGAGAAUUUCCAAAAUUUGUUAAAUUUUGUUAAAGAGAAAUGUCAUGAAGACACUAAUAUACUUUGUGAUAAUAUUGGAAAAGAAAAAGGAAAAGGAAAUGGGAGCAAAAGUUUAGAACAGAAUUCAUAUUUAAAAAAAGAACAAAUUUACUGCAACAUUUUAAAUAUAAUUGCUGAUGACAUGACUUGUCCGAUCAGUCAUGAACCAGAAGAUCGGUUGUGUAUUUUAAGAUGUCAGCAUGUGAUAUCAUUAGAUAAUUUAAAAAGAAUAAAACAAAAAAAGUGUCCCAAAUGUCGAAAAAAUAUCGGAGAUAACGACAUAAUCUUCUUGUUACAAAGUACUAUUUACAAAAAUUUAUUUAAAAAUGAUCGCAUCUUAUCUUCAUUCGAGUUGGACGAUUCCGAUCGAAAAUAUAAUAAAUUAGCAGAACAUCGAUUUGAGGAAGCCGAAUACUUAUGCAAAGAAUUCUUAAAAACCUUUCCUAAAAGUAAUUCUAUGAGAUGCAUUUUAGCUUAUACAUAUAGAUGUCUUGAUAAUCAUAAACAGGCACAUUUAGUUUUAAAUGAGGCCAUUCAUUUAAAGCCAAAAAAUCCGAUUUCAUGGUACAUUAGAGGUGAAAUUUUUUUUAGAGAGAAAAAAUAUGAAGAUGCGGUAUCUGCAUUAACAUUAUCAUCACACCAUAGCUAUAAAAUGAAUAAUUUGUAUUUUAUGCUUGGAAACAGUUAUUUUCAUCUUAAAAAUGACAUUAAUGCAUUAGCAAAUUAUAAUUUGGAAUUACAAAACGAUCCAAAUAAUCAUUUGUGCUUAAAAAAUUGUGCAUACAUUUAUGAAAAUCAAGAAAAAUAUUCAAAUACUUUAGAAAUGUUGGAUCGAUUGUUAAAUAUUAGUGAACAUGAUUCGUUGAUUUUGUGCUAUUAUGGGGAAAUCCUUAUGCAAAUAGGGAAAUAUGAGGAUGCUGAAUUAUAUUUUACAAAAGCAAAUAUAAUAGAUCCGGAAAAUAUUCAUAAUUUAAUCAAAAGAUCUAUUACUUUUAUUGUUCUACAUAAAUAUGAUAAAGCUUUAUUAGACCUACGUAAAGUUUUACAGUUAAACCCUUCAAAUAAUUUAGCAUAUUUUUAUAAAGGAAUCGCUUAUUCUUCAUUAGGUGAUAUAAAUGGUGCCGAAAUAGCAUUUAAAAAGUAUGCGGAAUUAGAUCCCGAUGAUGAUUUUGUUAAAGUUCAAUUAUAUCAUUUAGAAUAUUUACAGAAUAAGAUUAGUUCUAAAGAUAUAUUGACAAAAAUCAAUCAAAUAGCUAACCUUAGUUAUAACAGAUCCUUAUUGCCCAUAAGGUGUAAAAUAUACAUCGAACUAAAAAAAUACGAAAUGGCAUUAAUAGAUUUGAAUAUAUUAUUCUGGUUGGAUGAUAAAGAAAUUUCGUUUCUUUAUCUGAUAAAAGAAUAUUCGGAUUUCUGGUCAUACUUAUGCAAUUAUCAUGAGAUUAAUGACAAUGACGAGCUUAAGAAUUUGGGAAUUGUGGAUAAAUUUAACAUUUUAUCUGGAAAGGUAUUACGAAUUUCAUCUGAUGAGGAAAUGACUGAAUCAUUAAACUUUCAGAAAAUCCCCAAAUUCUUUUUUCAUUUUGCAUAUAACUUUGUUGUUUGGAAAAUUUGUAUCAACAAAGUAUCUUCAAAAGACUGUACCUUAAUUUUCACAGUAGAUACAGGAAAAAUGAAUUAUUCUCAGAGUCAACAAGAAAAGCACAUUCUAAAUUAUGAUAAAAUAUCAGAAUUGGUUGGAUUAGGGUGGAUUGAAUAUACACCUCCAAUUAGAAUAUGCGUACAAGGCUAUGAAUGGGUACAACCUUUAAUUAAAGUGAAAAAUGGUUAUAUCGAUAUGAAAAUUGAUUAUAUUCGGAUAACGUGUGAAAACAGACCAAUUUAUUUUCCUCAAACAGGUCAUUUAUUACCUACUUACAAACAGUAUCCAAAUGUUCCGGAAGUGUUUGAGGAUAGAUAUUUUUCAAAGAAAGAAAAAGAAAAUUUGCUCGAAUUAAACGACAUUCUUAACUAUUUAUAA
Funneliformis geosporum is the source of this 3351-nucleotide messenger RNA. The record is from the annotation of a GenBank genome assembly. Lineage: Eukaryota; Fungi; Glomeromycota; Glomeromycetes; Glomerales; Glomeraceae.